AUGGCCUGUGGAGAACACAUAGAAACUUUAAUGGACACCAGGACGGCUACUGCAGAGCUGGGCUGGACCGCCAAUCCUGCAUCCGGGUGGGAAGAAGUCAGUGGCUACGAUGAAAAUCUGAACACCAUCCGCACCUACCAGGUGUGCAAUGUCUUCGAGCCCAAUCAGAACAACUGGCUGCUCACCACCUUCAUCAACCGGCGGGGGGCCCACCGCAUCUACACGGAGAUGCGCUUCACUGUGAGGGACUGCAGCAGCCUCCCCAACGUCCCAGGCUCCUGCAAGGAGACCUUCAACUUGUACUACUAUGAGACUGACUCCGUCAUUGCCACCAAGAAGUCGGCCUUCUGGUCCGAGGCCCCCUACCUCAAAGUGGACACCAUUGCGGCAGAUGAGAGCUUCUCCCAGGUGGACUUCGGGGGAAGAUUGAUGAAGGUCAACACAGAAGUCAGGAGCUUUGGGCCUCUGACACGGAAUGGUUUUUACCUUGCUUUCCAGGAUUAUGGAGCCUGUAUGUCUCUCCUUUCUGUCCGUGUCUUCUUCAAAAAGUGUCCCAGCAUUGUGCAAAAUUUUGCAGUGUUCCCGGAGACCAUGACUGGGGCGGAGAGCACAUCCCUGGUCAUUGCUCGGGGCACAUGCAUCCCCAAUGCAGAGGAAGUGGAUGUGCCCAUUAAACUCUACUGCAACGGGGACGGGGAGUGGAUGGUACCCAUCGGGCGCUGCACCUGUAAGCCUGGCUAUGAGCCCGAGAACAGCGUGGCCUGCAAGGCUUGCCCUGCAGGGAUGUUCAAGGCCAGCCAGGAAGCUGAGGUCUGCUCUCACUGCCCUUCCAACAGCCGAUCCCCUUCAGAGGCAUCUCCCAUCUGCACCUGCCGGACCGGCUACUACCGAGCGGAUUUUGACCCCCCAGAAGUGGCAUGCACUAGUGUCCCAUCAGGUCCCCGCAAUGUCAUCUCCAUCGUCAAUGAGACAUCCAUCAUUCUGGAGUGGCACCCUCCUCGGGAGACGGGUGGGCGGGAUGACGUGACCUACAACAUCAUCUGUAAGAAGUGCCGGGCAGACCGCCGGAGCUGCUCCCGCUGUGACGACAACGUGGAGUUCGUGCCCAGGCAGCUGGGCCUGACCGAGUGUCGCGUCUCCAUCAGCAGCCUCUGGGCCCAUACCCCGUAUACCUUUGACAUCCAGGCUGUCAAUGGGGUCUCCAGCAAGAGUCCCUUUCCCCCACAGCAUGUCUCUGUCAACAUCACCACAAACCAAGCUGCCCCUUCCACUGUUCCCAUCAUGCACCAGGUCAGUGCCACCAUGAGGAGCAUCACAUUGUCAUGGCCACAGCCGGAGCAACCCAAUGGCAUCAUCCUGGACUAUGAGAUACGGUACUAUGAGAAGGAACACAAUGAGUUCAACUCUUCCAUGGCCAGGAGCCAGACCAACACCGCGCGGAUUGACGGCCUGCGGCCCGGCAUGGUGUACGUGGUACAGGUGCGCGCCCGCACCGUGGCCGGCUAUGGAAAGUUCAGCGGCAAGAUGUGCUUCCAGACCUUGACGGACGAUGAUUACAAGUCUGAGCUGCGGGAGCAGCUGCCCCUGAUCGCUGGCUCAGCGGCAGCUGGGGUGGUGUUUGUGGUGUCCCUGGUGGCCGUCUCCAUCGUCUGCAGCAGGAAACGUGCUUACAGCAAAGAAGCUGUGUACAGUGAUAAGCUCCAGCAUUACAGCACGGGCCGAGGCUCCCCAGGGAUGAAGAUCUACAUUGACCCCUUCACUUACGAGGACCCCAACGAAGCUGUCCGGGAGUUUGCCAAGGAGAUUGAUGUCUCUUUUGUGAAAAUCGAAGAGGUCAUCGGAGCAGGAGAGUUUGGAGAGGUGUACAAGGGGCGUUUGAAACUUCCAGGCAAGAGGGAAAUCUAUGUGGCCAUUAAGACGCUGAAGGCUGGGUACUCAGAGAAGCAGCGACGGGACUUUCUGAGCGAGGCGAGCAUCAUGGGGCAGUUUGACCAUCCCAACAUCAUCCGCCUGGAGGGUGUGGUCACCAAGAGCCGGCCGGUCAUGAUCAUCACGGAGUUCAUGGAGAAUGGCGCUUUGGAUUCUUUUCUCAGGCAAAAUGACGGACAGUUCACGGUGAUCCAGCUGGUGGGGAUGCUGAGGGGCAUUGCCGCGGGCAUGAAGUACCUGGCGGAGAUGAACUACGUGCACCGGGACCUAGCUGCAAGGAACAUUCUGGUCAACAGUAACUUGGUGUGCAAGGUGUCCGACUUUGGCCUUUCCCGCUACCUCCAGGAUGACACCUCAGAUCCCACCUACACCAGCUCCUUGGGAGGCAAGAUCCCCGUGAGAUGGACGGCUCCAGAGGCCAUCGCCUACCGCAAGUUCACGUCUGCCAGCGACGUCUGGAGCUACGGGAUUGUCAUGUGGGAAGUCAUGUCAUUUGGAGAGAGACCCUACUGGGACAUGUCCAACCAAGAUGUCAUCAAUGCCAUCGAGCAGGACUACCGGCUGCCCCCUCCCAUGGACUGCCCAGCUGCUCUACACCAGCUCAUGCUGGACUGUUGGCAGAAGGACCGUAACAGCCGGCCCCGCUUUGCAGAGAUUGUCAACACCCUGGACAAGAUGAUCCGGAACCCGGCAAGUCUCAAGACUGUGGCUACCAUCACCGCCGUGCCUUCCCAGCCCCUACUCGACCGCUCCAUCCCAGACUUCACAGCCUUCACCACCGUGGAUGACUGGCUCAGCGCCAUCAAGAUGGUCCAAUACAGGGACAGCUUCCUCACUGCCGGCUUCACGUCCCUCCAGCUGGUCACCCAGAUGACAUCAGAAGACCUCCUGAGAAUAGGGGUCACCUUGGCAGGUCAUCAGAAGAAGAUCCUGAACAGCAUUCUGUCUAUGAGGGUCCAGAUGAGUCAGUCACCAACGGCAAUGGCAUGA
This is a messenger RNA of Budorcas taxicolor (takin), 2919 nucleotides long. It is a transcript of the gene EPHB1, whose product is annotated as EPH receptor B1. Lineage: Eukaryota; Metazoa; Chordata; Mammalia; Artiodactyla; Bovidae. Gene Ontology annotation, biological process: axon guidance; protein phosphorylation; cell surface receptor protein tyrosine kinase signaling pathway. The record is from RefSeq and is a predicted model, not a curated record. Gene Ontology annotation, cellular component: neuron projection; plasma membrane. Bases 1 to 2919 code for a protein of 972 amino acids. Gene Ontology annotation, molecular function: ATP binding; transmembrane-ephrin receptor activity; protein binding. The transcript is spliced from 16 exons.